Molecule: messenger RNA, 3570 nt
Organism: Diaporthe citri
Lineage: Eukaryota; Fungi; Ascomycota; Sordariomycetes; Diaporthales; Diaporthaceae
Exons: 5
Coding region: 1-3570 (1189 amino acids)
Cellular component (GO): membrane; intracellular membrane-bounded organelle
Molecular function (GO): heme binding
Source: RefSeq, a predicted model, not a curated record
AUGGCGGAACCUAUGGACCGUCCGACAUCACCAUGGGCCGAACGCUUUUUGGUGAGCCAGUCUUAUCCUUGGAAGGAAGAAAAUAAAUCAGGAUUACACCCCAAGUUCCCAGAUAUCGAUGUGAAGUAUCCUGACACGCUGUCCCCCGAGGCGAGGAUCUAUCUGAGGCUGGGAACCGGGUUGCCGCUGCCUAGUGACCCCGAGCUGGAUCGAUUGUUUCUCGAUGAAAAUUACCAGCAAUAUGACCUGAGCGGGUACUUCACCUGGCAAGCCCUGAUUUUCGAUACUCUGCAGCAGACUCAGCCGAUGGACAUGAGCGUAGAUGAAACCUAUUGGCUUCCACUUUUCGCUAAGAAGAGGUGGUAUAAUCUCGACCGCCCCCUGACCGAUGGGUGGCGGGGGACACUGGAUAGUCGUCUCGCAGCAAAUGCAACUUUCAGCGUGGAUGAGCCUGUGUUCUGGGAGAAGCUGUCGCCAGCAAUCGAACUCGCGGAUAGACUUAUGCGGGCUACCGUCUACCACCCCUUCCUGGACGCGAUCUUGGGAGUAAAGGCCACAGACUAUUAUCCAAAUAACAUGCAAGCUGAGGGCUUGGAAUCGCCACCAGUCUUGGCAAAAAAUAACACACCCCCACGGCUCAGCCAACAGGAAUUGCUCGACACACUUGAACGAUAUGCGGAAAAGAUUGUCAUCACUUUCAUGUCGCCUACAAUGUCUGGAAACAGCCUAGGUAGUUCCCUUGGCAUAACUACAUCAUUACCAGACCCCCACCUCCGCGGAGCAAACAACGGUGUCGACUUUGCGCUUCUGAUGUUGAACCCUGUUUUCAUCUGGCGGCUGCUGGAUCCGAACGAAUCGGUUAGUUCGAAGAUGCAGGCCACCUUCAUCUUGGCGAUAACUAUGGCCCACGAGAUGGUGCACGCAAUCUACAGAGUAAGAAACAUGUUUGUUCCAGCAGCCGAGGUGCUUCAGGAUGAGCCAUUUUAUGCGCCGCCUGGCACCAGACCGGAGGAUUCAGCUUGGAUAAGCGAGCUCGGGGUCUCGUGGGAACAGUCCAUGAUCAACGGCAGCGUGGUCGAGCGCCCAAUCGAUCGAGACUCAAUAGGGGGGCUCUUCAUGUUGUCGGGCGACGUUCCCAAUAACGGCGUGGCCCAAGCAUACGGCAGGGGCAUAGAUUUGGCCAGCCACGAGAACGAAAGAUGGCACGCAUAUGCGCUUCCAGCCUUUGUGGCGCAAGCAUACGGCUCGGAUGAAUUUUGGCAGACCCACGUCGUAAAGUACGGACUACCCGCUCUCUACUUUCCCAAAUUGUUCAGAACUGAGUUGGACCUCUACGACGCUGGCGAUCCGGCAAUAUGCCAGCUCGAAUAUGCCCUGAAGGAAUUCCAUCCGAAGCUGCAAGAAUACGCUGAGAGGGCCAACACGCGUCAGAAUCAAUGGAGCCUUCUUCGCCCUUGGAUCGUUGAUAAAGGGAAAGAAUGGCACAAUAGUGUGUAUUCCCAGCGGUGGCUGAGGGACCGCGCCGUGCGGUUCCGUGUCGCUCACAGACAAGGUGACGAAUGGGUAGGUCAACAGUGCUUCAGAAAUCUCGGCGCUACGACGAAAUGGGGAGACGUCUUCACCACAAAUGGCUACCUGCUGGAUCAAGACGAGGACUGGACGGACCAAGCAAUUGGGUACUUGAUGAUGGUAAUCAUGCCCAUACGCCCGACGAGAUUCAGGAGGCGGAUCCCCUACUUCACACAGGAUGAGCAUUCACCAAGCGCUGCGGCCGCUGCCGACGCUGCCGCCAGAAAUGCAAGACCAUUCGAACUCAAGCUUGCAGGAGUCGAGGAAGACUGCGAUGAGAGUGACCUAGAGGCGCGCAACAUUAGCUUCGCUCCCAAUGACCCCAACAAUCUCAUGGGCACUCGGGCGAGUCUCAUGGCAAUUCUGAAGGACGAAAUCCCAAACCGUCAGAAGCUACACCCGGUUCCGGAUCCCGUCUAUCAAGCGCUUAAGGCAAUGUUUGACAAUGUCGACCGGGAGGAACCCCGGUAUCAGGUCAAAGACAAAUGGCUGUCUAACCAGAUUGCUUUCGUUCUGCCUCCUUGGCAGACUGAGCAGGCAAAGAAAAAUGUCGGAUACUCACCCUCUUCUCAGUACGUCCCGUACAACCCCAGUGCCCAACCGCAGCAACAUGUUCCCGGCGCCGCACAGCCGCCUCAGCAAGGUCCUGCCAGUGGACCUGGCCCGAGGACACCGGAUUCGAGCUCGAGCUCGAGCUCAUCCCAAAGCUCACCGUAUCCCACCGUCUCCCGUCUGGGUACACCGGCCGGAGAAGGGAGCCCAGACUCAGCACGGUCUAGUCGUGGGCGUGUCGCACGCAGAGCGGGAGGGGCCGCGAAGGGCCUUGACGAAGUUUAUUACACAGUGGGCGAGGUCGGGGACCAUCUUUCGAGUGGCGACCUGUGGAUCAUCGCCGACGACGGAGUACAUGGCUACGUUGUCUACGACGCGACGGACGUCAUCGAGGAGAUGCGGGUCGGCGACAAUGUGACUUUCACCCUGAAUGACCACUGCGAGAGGACCCUCCUGGGCCUAAAGGCUCUACCCCAUCUCCAACGAAACCUCGAGGAGCAAGCUGAACCUCUGGGCAAGCUCAUCCUGCCGAUGAGGCGGCACGAAAUUGCAGAGAGAGACGGAAGGCAUGGGAAGCCUCUCUGGAUUUCAGUCGGCAAUGACGUGUUUGACAUAUCGAAUUUCCCCUUCGAGGAUGACAAGCAGCGAAACCUCAUGACAAAAGUACCCGGGGGCAACCCCUGGAAGGCUGUUGUCAAGGAUGGAACGAUCGACUACGACCAGCUCAACAUAGACCUUCAGCCAUACCGAUGCGCCGUGGUUGCUUCACAGGUACCCGACAAGGGACCAGGCCCCGCACAUGAGUUCCACUUCACGCUACAAGAGGUAGCCUGCCACGUAUAUCCGGAGACGACAAUGUAUGCGAUCAUCCGGGGGCAAGUGUACAACCUGACCGGUUAUAUGGACUUCCACCCUGGCGGAAGGACCAUCCUGCGGCAGUGGGCGGGCAGGGACUCGACCCAGGAGUUCGAGAGGUUCCACGCCGACGCCGACCGGUGCCUCGCGGACUUCGACUACCUCCGGGUCGGCCGCGUGGUCGCGGAGAAGGCAAUGGACCAGCUCACACACAACGAGGUCGCGCUGAACGGGUACGUCUACGACCUCGGCAGGAUCGGAAACGGGGAGCCCGAGAGGCAGUUCAUCAUGGAGCUCGACAGCCGCCGGCUCAGGGGCAAGGACAUGACCUCGGUGCUGAACGACGGGUUCAUGCUGCCACCAGAGAGCCUGAAGCUCCUGCCGGAGAGGCCCGACCUCAUCACGGCGAAGCUGGCCGUGCCUCUGAGGGAGAUCGACCUGGCCACGCUGCGCGCCAACAACGGCAGCCACAUGACGCUACCUGAAGGCAUGAAGGUACCCCGCAACCGCGUCGAGGCCGACCUCCAGAUGCCGCUGUGGGUGGCCUACGACGAUAGGGAUGGCCGCGCCCACCAGAGGCGUCGCUUGUAUUAG